UUCUCUCCCGAGAGUGAAACAUACCGGACGAAGGGAUGCCUUCCCUGCAACAGCCCACCUUCAAGGAUUUUCCCAGCCCGGACAUUGCCAGAUCGCUGACGGGGCCAGAUAUUCUGCAGAAGCAUUCCAUAAACUCGCUGCUGCUAGAGCACAAUGAGAUCAUCUCCCGAGGAUUGCCGUCACCGAUCGAAGAUAACAUGUCGCUGGCAGAGCUACUAGGCAGUUCGCAGACAUCUACUCCAACAUCGGCGCCUGCUUCCUCGCUGGUGACGAACGCCACCUCCUCCACCAGCAUGAUGGCGGCGGGUGGUAAAGGUGGUAGUACAAGCCACCAUCAAACCAGCAUUGCCGUCGCCCUAGCGCACACCAAUCACCACCCGCAUUUGCAGCAAAGCCAACUGAAUCAUCAACAGCAGCAUCAUCAUGCCACAGUUGGGUCAUUCUCGUCUCUUGGUUCGUCCCUAGGGAGCAACAGUAUGGUGGGUGCGACGCUUUGUGACGACAGUGCCAGCAGCAUCCUUAGCUCAGGUGGUGGAAACAGCACGACAAAAGGAUCCGUUUCGUCGAAUCCGUUCAACUUUACCAGUUUGCGGAUUCCGAGUCCAACGCUUAACUCGCCAGAUUUGCUGCUGAAUGGUGGACUGAUAGGAGGUGGCAUCACCGGAAGUAGUAGCAGCAGUAGCAGCAGCAGCAGCGGAAUCAGCUGCGGAGGCGAGGUGGGAAGCGGCGGUAGUGGUCAAUCUCCUACCACUACAUAUUCGUUCUAUUCGAGCUUGCUGCCACAGCAGCAACAGCCGGGAAGCAGCAGCGUCGGCAGCUCAGGAGCAGGAACCACAACCGAUGCCUUAAUUUCAGCUUCGUCAAAUGGUAGUGCCGGAAUGUACGAUGGAUUUCGGUUUGACCUGAUGCUCGGUUGCGGAAGUGACGGAAUAACGGCAUCUAAUGGAUUGACCACCGAAACACUGAAACAGCGACGACGAAACAUAAGUUUCGACUGUUCCUCUCCAACCACCAACGACACAACAUCUUCGUCACAUGGUGAAGGAGGAGGAUCUCCCACACUCACAUUGCUUUGCUCCAAUAAUGGGCGAAAUUACCGGAACGGUAGCUUUUCGCAGCCUCAACAAAACACCAUAUCCCAUCUUCAACAGCAACAAUCAACUAGCGUACAACAACAGUAUGACAUCCUAUCCGGGGGCAAUAGUGGAUCUAAUGGCGGCAACGGCAACAGAGCAGCAGUUGCAACCAAUAACGCUAGCAUCGGGAUGGGCGAUUUUGAUGCUAUCAGUGCCAGCAACAGUUCUUUGUCGCUGUUUGAAACCGGAAAUGGGGCAAUGUCCCGUUCACACUCACCGCCAGAUCAUUCGGACACCAGCAACUUGCUAACGACCCUAGAAAGCACAAGCCUGAUGGAUAUGCUUAAUAUGUUUACUCUAGGUCAGAGUACGAAUUCCAUCGCCACCCAGCAACAGCAACAACAUUCUCAUAAUCAAUUUGCGCCUUACACGUCGACUCCAAUCACGCCCUUCCAGCAGCAUCAACAAUCAACAGGAUCGGGAUCGUUCAGUGCACUCAACAACGCUAGCAACAAUAAUGGGAGCUUAGCGAACCUGUCGUCUAGCUUGAGUCUCGCGAACAACGUGUUCACGAGUGAUUAUGAACGGUUGCAAAAAAACCAAACCUACAACACGCUACGCCUUCUGCACCAAUCUCAGCAAAAGUCGCAACUGCAACAACUGCAGUUCAUUCAGCCACUGCUAUCAGCAGCUGCAACCGGGAAUAGUGGCAAUAUUUUCGGAAGCUGUAGCAGUAUUGCUACGAACAGCAGUAGCACCGUUGUUAAUAGCAGCAAUUGCACCAGCAGCAACGGAAACAAUAGUGGCUUGCAGGGAAAAAAUUGGUCCUCAUCACAACAUCAGCAGUAUCGUCAGGGUUCAUCAUCCCCUUCGCUUAACAGCGGUGGUGCUGGAAUGGCCGAUGUAAAUCUCGAUCGAAUCGCUAAAAUUUAUCGUUCCUCUGCUGCUCAUUACGAUGCUACUUGCACAUGGAGUGGUGUUUUGCCACCGCGAUCAAAUCGCUUGGUGACAUACUCUUCGAAAAUAUUUCUCGGCGGCAUGCCGUGGGAUAUAAGCGAGCAAUCGUUGGUGCAAAUCUUCAAACCAUUUGGCUCAAUAAAAGUCGAAUGGCCUGGUAAGGAGCAACAAGCGACACAACCGAAAGGCUACGUAUACAUAAUUUUCGAAUCGGACAAACAAGUCAAGGCAUUGUUGCAGGCAUGCACUUACACGAAUACUGGCCAUAAUGGUAGUAUGCACGGCAAUCAUGGUGGAUUAAACUCAGCCACCCACCUAUCCCAAACAGGUACAAAGAUCAACUUUAAGAUAUCCUCCAAGCGCAUCAAGUCGAAGGACGUUGAAGUGAUUCCGUGGAACAUUGCGGAUUCAAAUUAUGUCAAGUCUUCUUCGCAGAAGCUAGACCCAACGAAAACGGUGUUUGUUGGAGCUCUCCAUGGCCAGUUGACUGCCGAGGGUUUAGCGAUGAUAAUGAACGACCUGUUCGAUGGUGUCGUAUAUGUGGGUAUCGAUACGGACAAGUACAAGUAUCCGCUUGGAUCGGCUCGCGUAACGUUCAACAAUUCACGCUCCUACAUGAAAGCUGUCUCGGCUGCAUUCAUCGAGAUUCGAACAUCCAAAUUCACCAAGAAACUGCAGGUGGAUCCUUAUUUGGAGGAUUCCCUUUGCUCGAUGUGCACUGUACAACACGGACCAUACUUUUGCCGAGAAAGCAUGUGCUUCAGAUACUUUUGCCGUUCGUGCUGGCAAAUCCAACACAGCCGGGGAGUGUAUCUGCAAAAUCACAAGCCACUGACAAGGAAUUCUAAAUUCACUGCAAUCAUUGGCGUUGGUCCUCAGCAGCAGCAGCAGCAGCAGCAGCAACAUGCAUCCAGCAACAACAGCAAUAACCAUCACCUGCAACAACAGUCGUAUGAUCACAGCUCAUACUACAAUGGGCCACAACAACACCACCACCAUCAUCAUGGUGGAUCCGGCGGUCAUACACCGCAUAAUCAAUACCAUCAUCACAACACCGGUCAUCAUCAUCAACAGCAGUGUAAUCGUUUGGGUUUGCUCCAGCAGCAGCAGCAAAACUAUCGCGCACUUGCUAAAUCUCCAUCACCGUCAGUAGGUAGUGGUACUGAAAGCUCUAGUAAUACCAACAACGGUGGAAACGCUAGCUACCCUAGCAGUAACAGUUCUAGCCCUAUUGGUGGAGGCGGUAACAACACCCGUAGCAAUGCUGGCAGUUGCGCUAACAACAGCAGCCUUAACGGCAACAACAAUAACGUCAGCACAAAUACUGGUAGCAGUGGCAAUUGUGGUGAGCAUGUGCCCUCCUGCGUCGGAUCGUUGAACUUGCAACAACUUAACUAUUCCGCUGGCGGUAGUAUUGGUAGCAGCAGCAACAGCAAUGGUAACGGUGGUGGUGGUGGUUUGCUCAUUUAA
Molecule: messenger RNA, 3503 nt
Organism: Anopheles maculipalpis
Lineage: Eukaryota; Metazoa; Arthropoda; Insecta; Diptera; Culicidae
Exons: 8
Coding region: 36-3503 (1155 amino acids)
Biological process (GO): negative regulation of cytoplasmic translation
Cellular component (GO): cytoplasm; nucleus; neuron projection
Molecular function (GO): translation factor activity, RNA binding; mRNA regulatory element binding translation repressor activity; mRNA 3'-UTR binding
Source: RefSeq, a predicted model, not a curated record